This is a messenger RNA of Vavraia culicis subsp. floridensis, 1542 nucleotides long. RefSeq names its product T-complex protein 1, eta subunit. Gene Ontology annotation, cellular component: chaperonin-containing T-complex. The record is from RefSeq and is a predicted model, not a curated record. Lineage: Eukaryota; Fungi; Microsporidia; Pleistophoridae. The transcript has a single exon. Gene Ontology annotation, biological process: protein folding. Bases 1 to 1539 code for a protein of 512 amino acids. Gene Ontology annotation, molecular function: ATP hydrolysis activity; ATP-dependent protein folding chaperone; ATP binding.
AUGGAAGAAAUUCAAGUAAACACGAUUGAAACACAGGACACCCGCGAGGGUACUCCCCAAGUUCUUUCGAACAUCGACUCGUGGGCUGCGAUUGCAGACUCGCUUAAAACCACGCUGGGGCCUUACGGCCGCGAUAAAAUGUUCCUUGUGAACGGCGAGAUUCUGAUUACAAACGAUGGCGCUACGAUUCUAAAAAAUAUGAAAAUUGAACAUCCUGCCGGCAGAUUACUGGCCGCUAUCUCUGAGUCGCAGGACAAGGAGGUUGGCGACGGCACAACGAGUGUGGUGUUACUCGCAUGCAGCAUUCUUGAGCAGCUUAAACCACUGAUAAAAGACAGUUUAGACAUCAAGUUCAUAAAAAAUACGCUGCAGGAAAUACAAGGAAAGUGUCUCGAGAGACUGCGGGAUUGCAAAAUUGAUUUCAAUGACGAUCAGUUCUACAGCAUGGCACAGACAUCCCUUACAUCCAAGAUCCUGAAAUACGACAAAUGCAAAUUUGCAGAUAUGAUCGUAAACACGUUCAAACAGAUAGAAGACAUCGAUGAUACGAGGCUGGUUGGAAUAAAGAAGGUGAGCGGUGGAUCUAUCAGUGAUUCAGAGAUGGUUGAUGGCGUUGCCUUUGAAAAAUGCUUUACGUACGCGGGCUAUGAGCAGCAACCGAAAAGAAUUGAGAAUCCAAAAAUAAUUUGCCUGAAUGUUGAACUUGAGUGGAAGCAGGAAAGAGAGAACUGUGAAGUGCGUUUGAAAUCGGUUGAGGACUACCAGGCAAUAGUGGAUGCGGAGUGGAAGCUUGUGCGGGACAAGCUCGAUAGGAUUAUCGAUACGGGAGCGAACGUUGUUCUGUCUUCUUUGCCGGUAGGUGAUUAUGCUACGCAGUAUUUCGCGAGAAAGAACAUAUUCUGUGCAGGUCGUGUCGCCAAAGAAGAUCUUUUUAGGAUUGUUAACGCCUGCGGAGGUAAAAUAUACAAUUCCACCAACUUUUUGAAGAUUUAUGGGACGUGUGCGCUCUUCGAGGAGAAGCAGGUGGGCAAACUGCGGUACAAUUAUCUCAGCGGAGGAACAAAGAAAGCGUACACAUUGAUAAUACGGGGACCUGGUGAGGAUGUUCUGAAUGAGGUGGAGCGUAGUGUCAAUGAUGCGGUGAUGGUUGUUAAGAGAACCCUGAGGAACAAGAAUGUUGUCACUGGCGGUGGUUCAACAGAGAUGGAACUGUCGAAAUAUGUUCGUGAAGAGGGAAAAAGUAUAGCCAUGAAGUCUGCACUGGUGUACUUAGCAGUUGCCAGGGCCUUUGAGAUAAUCCCGUACCAGCUUGCCAAGAACUUCGGUCAAGACGCCAUCGAGAUCAUACAGCAGCUGAGAUACGAACACUCGAACGACAAAAACCACAGUGGUGUCAAUAUAAAAAGAGGCACGAGCGAUAUGCUUGAGGAUGGAGUGCUUGAGCCGCUGCUCGUCAAGAGCAACAUGAUUAAGGCGAGUUUUAACGCAGUAUCUGCGCUGUUGAUGGUUGAUGCGACUAUCGUUAGCAAAGGUAAUUAAAAC